This is a messenger RNA of Colletotrichum acutatum, 957 nucleotides long. RefSeq lists its product as uncharacterized. Gene Ontology annotation, molecular function: nitronate monooxygenase activity. Lineage: Eukaryota; Fungi; Ascomycota; Sordariomycetes; Glomerellales; Glomerellaceae. The record is from RefSeq and is a predicted model, not a curated record. Bases 1 to 957 code for a protein of 318 amino acids. The transcript is spliced from 2 exons.
AUGGCCAUCUCGAGAUUGGUAUCGUGGUUCCCCCACGUCAAGGCGCCCGUCAUCAUCAAUGCGCCGAUGCUGGGGUCCGCCGGCGCCGCCAUGGCAACUGAAGUCCACAAAGCCGGUGGUUUCGGGCUCCCGCUAGGCGUGGGCUUCAUCACGUCCCACGAGACAGCCGGCCACUUCACAGCCAACGUCCUGCCCAUCCUCGUCCGCCACGGCGUCGCGGCAGCCUGGCUCUUCGCCCCGCACCCAGAAACCAAACCACACGGCGAGAUCAUCGCCGCCCUCCGCGGCAAGGGAACGAAAGUCUUCGUGCAGGUCGGCAACGUCGCCGCGGCGCGGGAGGCGGCCGCCGACGGCGCGGACGUCAUCGUCGCGCAGGGGGUCGACGCGGGCGGGCACCAGUUCUCGCGGGGCUGCGGCGUCGUGGCGCUGGUGCCCGAGGUGAAGGCCAUGCUGGCGUCCGAGUUCCCCGACCGGGACGUCGCCGUCGUCGCGGCGGGCGGGAUCGUGGAGGGCAGCGGGGUGGCUGCGGCGCUGGCGCUCGGGGCCGAGGGGGUUGUGUUGGGCACGCGGUUCGUUGCGACGGACGAGGCGAUGAGCGCGCAGUUGCAUAAGGAGGUUAUUGUGAGGACCAAGGACGGCGGGUUGAGUACGUGGAAGUCGGAGUUUCAUGAUCGGCUGGUGGAUAAUAAGUUGUGGAAGGAUGGGUAUGAUGGGAGGGCGAUUGUGGGAGAUAUUCAUCGAGAGUAUCACGCCCUCGGCGGCCAGACGGCGACGGUGGAGGAGAGCCGGGAGAGAUUGCGGACGGGGUGGAGCGAGGAGGAAGGGAAGAAGAUGAUUGGGAAGUGGGCGGGUGCUGGGCUUGGGCUUAUUGAUGAGAUUAAGCCGGCUGGGGUGGUUGUUACUGAGGUGAGGGAAGCUGCGAGGAAGAGGAUUCAGGAAUUGGCUGGGUCGAUUUGA